This is a messenger RNA of Zymoseptoria tritici IPO323, 1790 nucleotides long. RefSeq lists its product as uncharacterized. NCBI's taxonomy places the organism in Eukaryota, Fungi, Ascomycota, Dothideomycetes, Mycosphaerellales, Mycosphaerellaceae. The transcript has a single exon. The annotation marks the transcript as partial. Gene Ontology annotation, cellular component: endoplasmic reticulum membrane. The record is from RefSeq and is a predicted model, not a curated record. Gene Ontology annotation, molecular function: sphingosine-1-phosphate phosphatase activity.
AAAAUAACUGAUCAGUGAGAGGGAGGCCUAUGGACGGCUGCUGAAUAAAAGUCGACCACGAUUGAGACCACCCGCAGCUGAUCUGCUUGGGUUUGCGGCCUUGAAAACGCCCACUACACCGCGCCAUAAUCUCAAAUGUCCGGCCAGAAGCACGCUCUAUGUCCAACUCCCGACUGCCCUCGCGGUACCAGGCCCAUCUGAGGACGCCUUCUCCCGAUCCUGAUGCUGGUCUCCGUGACUUGGACCACUACGAGAGGCGUCUUCCACGUUGGCGACAUCUCCUGCGACAAUGGCUGAUCCCGAUCGUGAGACGGGAAACACCCUAUCUUGCUUCACUGCAGGAUGCCUUACGAUCACGAUGGCUGGAUUCGUACUUUGCCAUGACGGCUAAUCUGGGCACGCAUACCUUCUUCAUGACGGCCCUUCCGAUCUGCUUCUGGUGUGGCUAUGCCGAGCUCGGAAUCGCAUUGGUGCAUAUGCUGGCUGCCGGUGUGUACUUGAGCGGAUACGUGAAGGAUCUCGUCUGUUUACCUCGCCCGCUUUCGCCGCCUCUUCAGCGGAUCACGAUGUCCGGCUCUGCGGCGCUGGAGUAUGGGUUCCCUUCCACACACACAACAAACGCCGUGUCGGUCGCCUUUUACUGCCUCCACAACUUGUGGUCUACGCAGGAUGAAUACUCUACCUGGCAAUACCGAUUGCUGGUCUCGGCUUGUGUUUGUUAUGCAACUUCGAUCAGUGUCGGACGGAUGUACUGUGGCAUGCAUGGCUUCUUCGAUGUACUGGUGGGAGCACUUCUAGGACUCCUGAUUACGAGUCUGAGGGUCACAUUCGGCCCAGCGCUUGAUAUCUGGUUAAUCUCUGGCAGUUGGAUUCGCCCUGCUAUUGCGGUCUUCAUCCUCGGACUUGCAGUUCGCUUCCAUCCGGAGCCGGCGGACAAUUGUCCGUGCUUCGAUGAUAGCGUCGCCUUCCUCGGUGUCGUGAUGGGCAUCAGCAUCGGCACAUGGAACUACGCACAUUUGCUGUACGGGCCUUCUGAUCGCGACGCUCACAUCUCGCACAUGUACCGCACUUCAAAUGCCGACGUCACCAAGGUAGCGGCACGACUGAUCAGCGGCAUCAUCAUGAUCUUCAUCUGGCGCGCCGUAAUGAAGCCUCUGCUUCUGCGUGUACUGCCUCCGGUAUUUCGAUUCGUCGGAUACUACGGGGUCCGUAUCCCUCGCAGAUACUUCUUGCAGUCCAGGGACUACAACACUGUGCCCACUCUCCGCAAAGACGACAAGGUCUUGCCGCCAGCGAGAGAGAUCCCAGGCAUGCUCUCGACGAUUGGGAGGCGAAAGAGAACGAUCUCUAUUGGACCCCAAUCCGAAGCCGACGCCAGAGAGUUCAUCGCGAAUCGUGAUCAGGUUCGGCGGGGAGAGAAGUUGGCCAGCGAGAUCAAGGCCAGAUCAUCGGCGUCUUCUCAAUCUGCCACGGACAGCAUGAAUGCGGCUAUAUUGACUCCAGAUGAGCCUCGUGGGAACUCGUCCUAUCUCACCGUGAAGGGUACUGCGUCGGUUCCAUCGCUGCAGGUCAGUGGAGUGGAUGGCGUGCUGACACCACCGCAGAGUGACCACGGCACUUCAAGCGACAGUGGCAAGGAGGAACAGACGAACGAUCGUCGGCUGUUUUCGAUGCUGGAGAAGCCGCGAGUUCGUUACGAUGUGGAAGUCAUCACGAAGCUCAUUGUGUACACGGGUAUUGCGUGGCUGGCCGCCGAAGGCAACCUGUUGCUGUUUGGGCGAUUUGGUGUG